CCGCCGCCGGCUCCGCGCCGCCGCCAUGGCCGACGUGGAAGACGGCGAGGAGCCCUGCGCCCUGGCCUCUCACUCUGGGGGCGCAGGCUCCAAGUCGGGAGGCGACAAGAUGUUCUCUCUCAAGAAGUGGAACGCGGUGGCCAUGUGGAGCUGGGACGUGGAGUGCGAUACGUGCGCCAUCUGCAGGGUCCAGGUGAUGGAUGCCUGUCUUAGAUGUCAAGCUGAAAACAAACAAGAGGAUUGUGUUGUGGUCUGGGGAGAAUGUAAUCAUUCCUUUCACAACUGCUGCAUGUCCCUGUGGGUGAAACAGAACAAUCGCUGCCCUCUCUGCCAGCAGGACUGGGUGGUCCAAAGAAUCGGCAAAUGAGAGUGGCAGGCAGCUUUCUUAAUGCAGUUAUUUGGAGCCCUGGUGAAUCUUGUUAUCAAGUGCCCUACAAAGGCUAGAACACUCCAGGGGAUUAAUUCUUCAAAUAGGAGUCGAUGGAUCUGUGGUCCUUUGGGCCUCAUUAAAGGCAUGGUUUAGCAUUUUGCCAGUUUUAUUUUCAGAAAUUCUCUACAAUUAAGAAGAUAAUUUAUUAAAGAUGGUCUUUCCUACCUCUGUGGUGUGUGUGUCCCACACACUGCUUAGAAGUGCUAUAAAAAAGGAGAGGACUCCACAUUGAAUGACCUUGAUUAUCUACUUAUUGAUAUACAACAGGCAGUGGACACAGUCCCAUACAAAAAAGAACUUUUUGCAUGCUUAUGGGUGAUCAGAUAAAAAAGAAUGUGAUAGUAACAAAUAAAGUGCAGUUUAAAACCCAACUCUUAUCCUUAAUUUGUUCGUAAUAUUUAUUUUUGGCAGGGGGAAUGCAGUCCAUGAAAUCUUUAUUUGGUGUGAGAAUUUUUAAUUGGAACCAGUGAGCAGGGUAAAUAAAAUGUAAUGUUUGGGCAUAUGGAAUUCUGAUUAUCUUUUAAGUUAUCCUUCUUUACCGUUGACUCAUCAAGAAAACUAGAUCUGUCCUCACCUCACUCUUCAGUCAUUGGAUGUGAAGGGCAGAAGUAUUUUCUAGUUCUGGUAAGAUGAUGAUGUAAAUUUGAAUGAAGGGAAUGUGUUUGCCAGUGUAGCAUUGGAUCAGAAAGCUUAUUUUAUCACACAGUGUUUUAAUAAAUGGUCUAUUCUGUUUACCUUA
Molecule: messenger RNA, 1169 nt
Organism: Carlito syrichta (Philippine tarsier)
Lineage: Eukaryota; Metazoa; Chordata; Mammalia; Primates; Tarsiidae
Gene: RNF7
Product: ring finger protein 7
Exons: 3
Coding region: 26-367 (113 amino acids)
Biological process (GO): ubiquitin-dependent protein catabolic process; protein ubiquitination
Cellular component (GO): nucleus; Cul5-RING ubiquitin ligase complex
Molecular function (GO): cullin family protein binding; ubiquitin protein ligase activity; zinc ion binding
Source: RefSeq, a predicted model, not a curated record